AUCGAAUCAGUGUGUCACGUGGCGUUACAUGAAAACGCUCGUCGAGACUCGAGAGAUAUUUUUUCUCGACGCGCCGAUAGGCAGCAGCGGCGGAGUAUCGUAAGGUCGUAAAAGUCGGCGUCGAAUCACGGAUGGCGGGAUUGGCGGGAUUGGCGGGAUUGGCGGGGAGCGUUGCGCGUUGCAUCUCGCGGCUGCGAGAUCGAUAAAAUAGAAUGGCCGGCCCGCGAGAGAAAGGGAGAGAGAGAGAGAGAGAGAGGGUGGGUGGUGUGGGCGGCGGCGGUGAGCAUAAAGAGGAUAGGAUAAUAUCGGUGCGCGUCCUCCCGCGGAGGUGUCCUCUCGCGGGGCCUCGUAUCCGGAUUCGUUUCGUAUCGCAAUUCGCAGCCUUUCACAGCCGCGAACCUAGUACGAUGUAGUUAUGCCGAAGAGGAGUAUGCGGCAUGUGAGAGAGUUGGGGAACACAAGAAGCAGCAGCCAGCAGCAGCGGCAGCGGCAGCAGCAGCAGCAACAAUCGCCGCCGCCCGGUGCGGCGAUCGUCUCGAAAGUGGCGGCAGCGAAGCACCUUCGCAGCGUACAUAUCGGCGUGACAAACAGCAAGCGCUGGUUGUCGCUGAAAAAACGCCUGGGUCUGACGACUGACGAGGAUGUCGCGGUGUACUUGCUGGACCUUGCCGAGUCCGCCACCAGGCAACAGGGCAAGUGCAAUGGGGCGGAAGACUGGAAGGGUGAUCAGGACCACGGUGAUCGGAACGAGAAUCAACCUGUCAAGACUGAAAGUUCGGAUAAGGAAGAUGAGGAGGAGGGAGAGGAGGAGAAGCAGAAGCAGGAACAAGAGCAAGAGCAGCAGCAGGAGCCCGUUGACGAAAGAAAGCAAGAUCCUGCGUCGGACAUGGUCGAGAUGCCUUCUGUCCACGCGAUGAGCGAGAGCGUCGCAGAGGUGCUGGACGACGCCAUCAAGUUGCACGUGCGACGGAGCUCGAGGUCAAAACAUCACAAGAACAAGACCAAGCAUCGCAAGGACAAGCGGAAGAGGCGGCGACACUCGAGAAACAGUGCCGGUGAGAACGCGCCAGAUGGCUCGGCGGAGAGCAGAGAUUCGAGUAAUCGCGAGACGAGCGUAAUCAGUGAGUUAGACAGUAAUUUGAAAUUAGACGUAGAGAGCUUUGAAAUCGAUACCAAGGACAUUAUCAUCGAACCCCCUAUGACCAAGACUGAUGACGUAGAUAGUGUAAGAUUUCGAAACGAUGUAAAUAGCGACAGCAGGUGCAAGGUGAAUGCGAUCGGUAUACCUGGCGAUUCGAAGGAUACCUUAUGGGAUAAUAGAAUUAGUAAGUUGCAUUUGGACGAUACGAGAGACGAGACGGCGUCUCUUCCGAAACACGGCAAGAUUUGCAACGCCGAGGAUUUAAACAAGGACGUGGAAUAUUUCUUGAAUCCUACGCCCCGCGUCGGCACGAUCGAUCGCGUCGAGGCGGCCGUGGUGGAUGCACCCGAGGAGAAGGAGAAGGAGAAGGAAAAGCUCGAGGAGGCCAGGCUUGAACCCAACUUGAACGAUUCCAAGGACACGGAGCAGCGCAAAGUGAAAAGGAGACGGAAACGUCCGCGUCACGAUGCGCAAGUCGAGGAAAAUAGUGAGCCCUCCGGGAACAACGCUUUGGACAGCGGUAGCGAGGCGACGGUGUUUAAACACCGGCGAAGAAAGCAUAGGCACGCGAGCGAGCACAAGAGCAAAAAGCAUCACGACGUGCGGAAAGCGCCGCAGGACGGCAUCGUAGUUGAAGGGGAAGCGCCGGAGGCGUCUGAGCCGCUACCUCCGAUCGCCAUCGAGGCCACCGAGGCUACUGCCGAGAACGGCACCGACGACGUCACGGCGGAGACGUCGCCGCAAAGACUCGCGAUCAAGAUCAAGCUCUGCCAGGAGUGCAACAGCCGUCACUUGCAGGACGCGUGUCCAUUGACGACGUCGCAGCUGGCGAUAGCCGACGCCAUCUCCUACGACAAGUGGUACAACGGACACAAGGAGAACGCCGAGAUAGUGAAAGCGGUCACGUCGCAGGACCCAAUGUCCGAGGGCUAUGGCAGAUUGGCGUACGACGGCUUCGAGUCGGAUGACGAAUCGCCAACGUCCAGCGAACAGUGCAAGACCAAGCCGAAGGUGCAGAAGGAGGAGGAGCAACUGGUGAUAGAGGUGGAUCGACCGUUGUACGCGAGGGAUUCUCUCCCGGAUUGUCUCCAAUUGAAGACUACCAAUACCGAUCACGGUCUCGGCGUCUACGCCAAGAGCCCGAUUCCGAUCUACGCCAAGUUUGGCCCGCUUGUCGGCAUACCGGUCAGAGAGAUGGACAUUCCAGAUGACUUCACUAUGCGCCACAUUUGGGAGAUAGAUAAUAAUGGAAAGAGUACGUACGUCAGCACUACAGACCCGCUCAAGAGCAAUUGGACUCGAUACGUUAGACCAGCCGAGACCAAGGAGAAGAGAAGCAUCGCCGUCAUCGCCAAGCACGGCAAGCUCUACUUUGUCACAACUCAGAAUAUCGCGUCGGGGAUGGAACUCACUUAUUGGGUAGAGGCGCAAUCUUCCACGUGGACGAGAAAAAAUAAAAUCAAUAAAACGAAUUGCGGGGGAUGCAACCUUAUUUUCGCACACUCGAUAUAUUAUCGAUUGCAUUGCUGCAUCUUUCACGACAUGAAUUACAGUUUGACGAUAAGAAAAUAUCAUUGCAAGGUUUGCGGUGCCACGGUGCUCGGCAAAGAUAACAUCAUGAAACACGCAGCCGAGUUGCACGAGGGUCGCGGCGCGUAUCAGUGUCAAUAUUGUAAAAAGUUUUUCUUAAGGCUCAAUUACUUGGAGAUGCACCGGACCUAUGGAUGCUCGCAGAAUCCGCAUCGGGCGCGACCGUUGUGCGAUUUCUGUGGCCGCAAAUUCUGUCAACCGCAAAAACUCAAAGUACACAUCAAGAGAAUGCACAGCGAUAUGGCCGAGGUGCUUCGGGAAUUUCAAUGUAAAUUAUGUUUGAAACUCUUGGGUUCUCGCGCAGCCCUGCAGCGCCACAUGAAGGAGGUCCAUCACAAAGAUGUUGUCGCAGCGGCCACGUGUGAUCGAUGUGGAAAAAUGUUUCAGAACAAGAGCAACUUGAAGAUACAUAUGUUGACUCACAGUGGUGUGAAACCAUUUAGGUGCAAAGAGAACAGCUGCAAGGCAGCUUUCACGACGAAGCAGUGUCUGCAGUUUCAUUACAAAAAGGUGCACGGCCUUACGGAGGAGUUGAUGCCCAAGAUCGAGAGGUCCGUGGCGUACACUUUUGACGCGUACAGCGGUGGCCUCGUUGAGGAUGUGCCUUGUGGGAGGAUCAUUCACUCUAGCAGAAGAAAUUCACAGCAGGACAAUAGCAACAGUUUACCGUCUCUGGACGACUGCAGUUCGGAGAGCAGCUUGAAAGUCGAGGUACCAACGUCGGCAUCGGCAUCGACACCGGCGCCAGAGUCAACGGCAUCAACGGCAUCGGCACCAAUAUCGAUAUCGAUAUCGGUUUCGGUAUUGGCGUCGGCACCAACGGCAGCAGCGAUGCCCAACUCUACUCACAACGUCAUCGUGGAUUCGUUACAGAGCGAGGCAAGUUCUACGAUGAAAUAUAAGAUGGAACAACAAGAGCCUCAGUUCCCGUCUACGCAAACCGUGUCCUUGUCCGGCGGGCUUGACGCGACGACGCUGGAGAACGGGCAGACGGAGGUUGAUCUGUACGACACUUCGAGGACGUUGAGCAAGGGCAGCAAAAAGUGGCUCAACGAAUUCAAUCCGCCGCCUACGUCCGACAUUCACCUACCGGCGCCGUCCUCCGAUAUUUAUGAUUUCGAGGAUGGCAGAAAGGAUGGUGGUAGCGAGAAAGUGGUAUCGCGUACUAGCUCGACGGUGUCGAAUUUGAUGGAAAGCAAUAAAUUGCGAUUGAACGUGUUUCGAGGUAGGACGGAGAGCGCGAGCGCGAGUUUGCUGGUCGAGGCGGCUCUGGAUGCCGCCGAGAGGGACAUAGGUACGGUGUCCAGCCCGAUCUUGGAGGACAACGAUCGCGAGAGCAAUCUCUACUCCAUCUCGAGCCAGCUGCAAUCGCCGAUGCCGCAGUCACGCUCGCCGAGUCAUCUAGAGUCGUACAUCGUGCAGCAAGAAGAAGAACUCAUUUCGCCCGCACCGACCCCGGACGACCGGCACACUCCUCCGAGCCACCUACACGUCGAUUAUCAUUUACAUCGGCCGGUCGACUACAUCAACGCCUCGCGCACCCACAAUAUCGAGCAAUAUCUGCAUCACGAGGAGCUGCCGCGCGUCUCUUCGCCCAAUUAUAUACACAUGCAACAAGAGGAUCUAGUGUCGCCGUCAGCCACGCCGAAUCACCGUUACCAGAAUGUGCAUCAUCAUCAGGUGCCGACGGACAAUUUGUCGAGCGACGAAGGUGACUCGGUGGCGCAGAAUCUUAGCCUGUCCGUCAAGGAGAAGGCCUUGCAGCUAGAUCUGUCGACGUCCUACAAGUACGACUCGCUCGAGCAGGACUUCACCCGGGAGAGAUCAAACUUUGAGCCGUUGGUGCUCAACAGUGGUGAACUUCAAGGCUUAGACAUGUCGGCCCGGGGCUUUCAUCACAGUUUCGGCGCCCAGAUGCAAAACACUCGCUAUCAUCAUCAUCAUCUCUACGACAUUGGCGAGCGACAAAGCGUGGAUCUCAGUAGAACGGGCAGCUACUCCAUGUCGCCACCGCCACCGCCACCUUAUCCGCACAACGAGGUUGUGCGAGUGGUCAGCCUGGAUCUCACUCCUGGCGGUAGGCACAGUGUCGAUCUCAGUCUCUCCAGAUCGCAUCAUCUGCACGGGUCCGGUACUCGCGUCAUCACCAGCCCGCAACCCGUCGGUUCGACUACGACGCACGUGGUACCUGACGCCGGCGAAGGUCGAAUGCUGUCUUCACCUCCACCUCCCUUGUCUGGAUACAAUCCCAGUUAUCCCGUCAGCCCGGCCCCGUACCAUCCUCCGAGAUCCGGUUACCAUCAUUAUCCUGGCUAUUAUUGAUCGUCGUUGUCGUCACUUUAGCGACUUUUACUUUUUUUUCCUUUUAUUGUUAGAUAUCUUUCAAUCCCCCGGUUUACAAUCCUUUUGUUAUUUUCACACGCGCAAGUCUUUGCUUCAUAUUUAUGCAAAUGUGUAACAUUAUUUUACAUCGCGACACGCUCGCAUCGCACGCGGGAACUGCCAUCUUCGUACGUUAUAAAUAAAGUAAAGUUAUGCUCUAUUCUCGCGGUAAAUUUAAUAUUUAAUAUUAACGUCGGCGAUUACGGACAUUUCGACGCUUUUCGACUCGAGGAGACACUAUCGAGUAAAGAAAUCAAUAAUGUCGUACGGUACAGACGGUCGUGUAACGUCGUUCAACAUUUAACGCGAUAAAUGCACAAAAGUAUACACGAUACAUACACGACGUUAAGAACAAAUGUUAUUUUUUUAAAAACAAAGUCUAGUAGCACGAAUCUUUAUGGAGAAAUCUAAAAUAUUCCAGAAUAUCGAUCGAGUAACCGAUAUAGAGGGAGGUUUAUUUAUCCGUAAUUAUAUAUAGCUGUUAAAUUAUUUAUCGUUUACCCCUUUUCGAUAAGCUGUAUAUGCAGAACGUGUAUGAUGCGUGACGAGUAUAUCGCUUGUAAAAUGAUUGAUAAUGUUUGGAGAGGGGAGGGAGAAAAGCGGAAUUACAUCGUGAUCCAGUGCCACGUCCGUGAUAAAUAAGAUUAUUAUAACAAGUUGUUACUUACCUCUUAGCUUAUAUUCUUCUAUUUCGGACCUAUACUCCACCGAGAAAUACUCCAUUUAACGUGGCUUUGGUGAUGACGGCAGCAUCCCAGAGCAGCAUAGUUGCCAAGAUUCAAGGAUCGAAAUUAAAUUUCAACCUUUUCACGCGCGAAAGGGAAAAGAGGAGAAUAUGCCCGCUCGCGGGCAAUAUUUUAAUCGCAAACGAUACAAUGAUUUGUCAAGUAUGCGACUCUGUGUGUGCUAUCUGGGAUGCUCCAAUAUGUAUUUGUGAAAUUAUCAAGAUGCCUAAUGCGGUAACUAUAAGUAUAUCUCUGCAUGGUGAUAACAGAUUGUAACGUUUGUUUCUAUUCUAGUCAUUGUAUAUGAAUUAGCUGUAAGUUGCGAAUAUUUCAGCGAUCGCUCCAAUAGUUUGUCCAAAUACACGUAUUUUGUCGCGAAUGCAAAUUCGAGAGAGAGAGUCGUUUUCUCGCUAGAUCGGCUAGAUUGGCUAGCGAGGGAGAUUUAGUGGUAGCAACGUAUUUCUAUUAUCGAGAUGAAAAGCGCAACGUUUUAAGCUCUAUUUCAUAACAAGCUCGUAAUAAUAUUACGUUUCGUUAAAUUUUAGACAUUAUUUAUGCUGAGGAAACAUGCGAUUGCGGGGCUUUUUUUUUUAUUAAUAAAGAAGAAAAGACAAUGCGUGCGCGCAAACGCACGUAUACAUAUCGACGUGUUUCACGCAGGCGCGUAAAUUUUCGUGUCGCUUCCAGGUUACUGGACUUACUCUAGCCAUUUAUCGAAACCAAAGAUCUAAAAAUAUUGUAACUCUUGUGCCAAAUCGAAAGGCGCUCAUUGUUAUAUAUUAUAUUGUAUACACACGACUUUUAGCAGAACGUAGUGAUUAGAGAUGGGAGAGGCACCAUUGCCUCUGUUACUUUUGCCAUACUUUUCCUUGGUUAUUUAACUAUUUUAACUGCGCUUCACUCGCGCACACGCGUGGAAAGUUUUUACAAUUGCUCCAAGGAUAUUUUGUUAAUCUCUUUUACGUAUUAGCUCUUUUUAAUUCUUAUUGUUAGAUGCUUUUGCCAUUAAAGAUAGUUACCAUCUUGUCUUUAUUUCAAUCGUCAAUUUUUAUUAUUUUUUCGCGCUUACAUUUUCAUUUCUUUUUUAUCUCAUCAUAGUUUAUACAUUGUGCAUAAUGUAAGGACAACAAACGAGAUACAUCUAUUAAGAUAUAAAUAUAUAUACAUAUAUAUAUACACACAUUUGCGUGUACAUGACAAAAAGAAAAAUUCAAAAGAAAUGUUUACAAGUACAAAAUGUGGCACAGACUAUAUUUGUAUCAGGUUUAUCGACAUUAAUAUUGUAAGUUAUAUUAAUAGAAUACGGCAAUGAUUAAGCAGA
Vollenhovia emeryi is the source of this 7159-nucleotide messenger RNA. RefSeq lists its product as uncharacterized. Lineage: Eukaryota; Metazoa; Arthropoda; Insecta; Hymenoptera; Formicidae. The transcript has 8 exons. The record is from RefSeq and is a predicted model, not a curated record. The coding region runs from base 416 to 5053 and encodes 1545 amino acids. Gene Ontology annotation, cellular component: nucleus.